GCGUGCUGCGAGCUCGGACCACGCGACUGUGUGGCUUCGUGGAGGCGACUUGGCUGCCCUCAGCUGGAUUCAAAACCAGUAAUGAGCGAUCGCUACAGCCUCAUCCCUGCGACGCGGGAGCAAGUGGAGUCCAUCAGGAAGAGUCUGGGGACAGACGAAGAGGACAUCAAGAGGACCAUAGCGUCUGUACGAGACUGGCUCAGGAUGCAGCCGCAUCUGCCCGACGAGAUAGAAGACGCACGCAUCGAGCGGAUGUACAUAAACUGCAAGUGCAGCAUAGAGAGGGUUAAGAAAGGACUGGACGCCUACUUCUCGCUUAAGACCAGGCAUCCAGAGAUGAUGAUGAACCGUGACCCAAGGGGACCCGACGUUGUGAACACCAUUGAGCACAUCAAGCUGGUGACGAUGCCUCGCCUCACGGAGCAGCUCUACCGGGUGCACAUCUUCGGAGACGCCGACCCGGACCCCGUGUGGGUCUCGUGGCCAAAUUACGGAAAAAUCGUCUCCAUAAACCUCGACGUGAUGUUAUUUAAUGACUACUCGCUCGGAGACAUCGUCAUCGUGGAACUGAAGAACCUGACUGCUGGACACGCCCUCCGGACCGAUGUCAAUAUCAUACGCGCUAUUGAAUUUGGCUACAAGACUGCCUAUUGCCGGAGUUUGAAAGCAUUGCAUUUGAUAAAUGCUGACAAAGUAAUUGAUUUUGCAAUGAAAAUUUUGCGCUCAGCUCUCUCCAAAAAGUUGCAGAAGAGGACACACGUCCAUCUGUCAGGAUCAAAGACGCUGUUUGACCACGUGGCAAAGGAAUAUCUGCCGGAUGAACUAGGAGGCACAGCAGGUCCUAUCGACAAACUUGCCCAUGAAUUCAUCAGGAGGGCGGAGGAGAAGAGAGAGUGGUUCGUGGAGCAGGACCGCUACACCUCGGACGAGAGCAAGAGGCCCCCAGACAACCACUAUGCCGACGGUUUGUUCGGAGUGGCGGGAUCCUUCAAGAAGCUCUCAGUAGACUGACGCCGCCACACUUCAUUUUGUAGAUUCUGUCACUUGUGGACAGUAAACUGUGGUACACGGGGUGAACCGGGAAUCUACCAACGAAAUUUCAGAAUCUGUUAUGUGAUAAUUUCUGAGUGUUUUGGUAUAACAGACCCAUGGCCUUCGAUGGUUCGUUAGAGAGUAGCAACAUUUUUUUUUUCAUGUUUUCUUAUUGAGGUCUGCAGUCGAAAACUGGAUUGGUACAGACCCAAAUGCUAGUCUAUCCUCUGCACAAACUCCUUCACCUCUCCAUAUGUACAGCACCGGACGUCCGUCUGUGAAUGUCUUUGUUUAACCGAUCCCUUCUUUUAGUCGAAUUGUGCCCUUUCAUUAAUUAAUCUACCUCCUCAUCUAAUCUAUAGCAUUCUUUUUAGCACCACAUUUAAAACACUUGUAUCCCCUUAUUACUCGAACAUUUAAUCGUCCACGUUUCGCUUCAGUACAAUGCUGCACUCCAGACAAAUACCUUCAGAAAAAAAGCCUAAAAUACUUAUAAUUAUCGUUAACAAAUUUGUGUUUUUCACAAAUGGAUUUUUUCCAGCUGCCAAUUCGCAUUUUAUGAUCUCCCUACUUCGGCCAUCAUCAUUUAUUUUACUACUCAAGCAGCAAAACGCAUCUACUACGGUCAGUCACUUUCUGAUCUACUUCCCCAUGCUUGCCAGAUUCAGUUGCCUGAACUUUAUUUCUCGUUCCAAGUUUCUCCUUAAUUUUCUUUACUGUCUCAAUGUCCAGACUGAAUUCCGUCUGUGAUAGCUUACAGCCCUCCUAAACUACCACUUUCCCUUUGUGCCUUUCAAGCCUUGCAACUCCAGCCAAUUCUUUGUACAAGCUUCUCACUACUUGCAUUCUUUUCCUUCUACCUUCACAGUUUCCCAAACUCAAACGCAUAUUUCUGAAGGUCGACUUCUACCAAUUUUUCGAUUCUUCCGCAAAUUGUUCGUGCCAGCAUUUUGUAACCAUUUUAUUAACAGAUGGCUCUCUAAUAUUCACACCUCACAGCACCUACCUUCUCCGAAACAGAAAUAAUCACUAUCUUCUUGUUUUCUCACCCCCCCCCCCCUUUCUACUCUGUAUUUGUAUUGAAAUGAAAAUCUCUAUAACUAGCAACCAGAGAGCACGACUCCCUUAUACAGAAAUACUUAGGAAAUGUCGUUGAACAUCGUCUGAAAUUUUGUCAGCGGUUCGGGUUCACCCAGAUAAGUAAUAAGCGUGCCCUCCUACAGGGACAAGGUCUAUGGGACCUCCAUUAUCUCACUGCGUGAAUCUGUAUUUUCAUUCAUUCUAGUUGUAAAGCAAACGUGAGUGUAAAUAUUAAAAUGUUAAUUUAUGUGACUUGUGAUUUAUGCCUUCUUGGCUACUCAACUAUUUUUCCAUCAUAUGGAUUGCACGCAAUCCUCAUUGCGUACUCAAUGACUGGAUAACCGUUAAUGACAUUUUUGGAAAAGGUGCAUCACAAAGAUGGGUGGAAGGAAAUGAACUGUCCACAAUCCAGAAAAAAUUUUGUAAUUGCUAAGCACUUGUCUUCAAAAUUCAGUGUAGUCCCGUUUUUCAUGAUGUUCCAUAAACUAACCUUUAAGCUGUGUGUCAUGUUGAAAUACAGUUACUUCAUUUAUCAAA
Schistocerca nitens (vagrant locust) is the source of this 2649-nucleotide messenger RNA. RefSeq names its product retinol-binding protein pinta-like. Lineage: Eukaryota; Metazoa; Arthropoda; Insecta; Orthoptera; Acrididae. Gene Ontology annotation, molecular function: phosphatidylinositol bisphosphate binding. Bases 82 to 1011 code for a protein of 309 amino acids. The transcript has 7 exons. Gene Ontology annotation, cellular component: membrane. The record is from RefSeq and is a predicted model, not a curated record.